Molecule: messenger RNA, 837 nt
Organism: Scaptodrosophila lebanonensis
Lineage: Eukaryota; Metazoa; Arthropoda; Insecta; Diptera; Drosophilidae
Product: allergen Tab y 5.0101-like
Exons: 3
Coding region: 1-837 (278 amino acids)
Source: RefSeq, a predicted model, not a curated record
AUGAAGUGCUUCAAUAUAAUUAUACUUCUGCUCAGCGUCUACUGCCAACUUAGUUCCUCAGUACCCGCCUUGCCCGUCCCAACUGGCCGCUACUGCACCACGGCCUAUUGCCGUCAACGCAACCUGGCCUGCAACAACAAAGGCAACAUAACGUCGGGCUGCUAUUCGGGCGCUAAAUUUGUACUCAUGGGAAAGUACAGACAAACCAUUUCCAAGGCCUUCAAUACUUUUCGGAACAAGGUCGCUUCAGGGGACGACUACAAAAAUCUUCAGUCAGCUGCCCGCAUGGCCACAAUGGUCUGGUCCGAAGAACUGGAACACUUUGCCAAGCUGGACGUGGCCCGCUGUCAUCUGUCCCCGAAGAUGUGCAUGAGUUCCCCGAAUUUCUACUACAUUGGCGUCAUCAGCGAACAGUUCAGUUAUGGCGGCUAUGCCGUUGACAGAUCGAACUUUGUCAUCAUCAAGUCAUUGAUCGAGAGCUGGGGUAAGGAGGUGCUCAGUAUUCGACGCCUCGACACUCUGCACUUGCCCUACGAUCUGGCCAGAAGGAACAUCUACAAGACGACUCUGCUGCUCAAUGAGCGCAACUCGCACUUUGGCUGCGCGGCUCUGCGAUACUCACACGAGCUCUACCACCACUUCCUGCUCAGCUGCGCCUUUGCCACCGACAAUCUGGUCAACGAGCGCAUCUACCAGUGGAGCGCAAGGCCCGCUGCCCGUUGCCGCAGGCCCGAUCGCCUCUACAAGAGUCUGUGCGCUCCCGGAGAGAAUUAUAACAAUCAUAAAAUGGUCAAGGGACACAGAACGUUCCUGCGCUCGCUGCAAGAGGACUUCUAA